AUGAACAUUAUGGAGACUAUUCAAAUCAAAACUUUGCUUCCUCCUGUAAAUAGACUUCCUGAGAGUCAUUAUAAGACAAAAAAGAUCUUGGGUGACCUCGGCCUUGAUUAUGUGAAGAUCCAUGCCUUCAAGAAUAAUUGCAUGCUCUUUUACGGAGAUUACAAGCAUGCUAUUUACUGUCCCAUUUGCAAUGGGCCGAGGUAUGAUGGGGAGGCUUCUUCAAAUAAAGGGAAACCUGUUCCUGUAAUGGUGCUUCGUUAUUUCCCGUUAACUCCGAGAUUGCAGCAUUUGUAUAUGUCAUCAGAGACUGUAGAGGAGAUGAGAUGGCACGGUCUUCCUAGGGAAGAUGACGGUGUUCUGAGACACCCCUCAGAUGAGGAGGCUUGGAAAUCUUUUGACUCAUCAUUUCCUUAUUUUGGGGAAGACGUUCGAAAUGUAAGGCUCGGACUAGCAACAGACGGGUUCAAUCCUAGCGGCAAUAUGACUCUGUCUCAAAUAUUUGGCCUGUUAUUUCAAUGCCGUACAACUUACCACCGUGGAUGUGUAUGA
This is a messenger RNA of Fragaria vesca subsp. vesca, 549 nucleotides long. RefSeq lists its product as uncharacterized. Lineage: Eukaryota; Viridiplantae; Streptophyta; Magnoliopsida; Rosales; Rosaceae. The transcript has a single exon. The coding region runs from base 1 to 549 and encodes 182 amino acids. The record is from RefSeq and is a predicted model, not a curated record.